AAGAGAGGGUAUCAGAUCAUUUGGAGCUGGAGUUGCAUGCAGUUGUGAGCCGCCUGAUAUUGGUGAUGUGAGCCCAACUCUAAUCCUCUGGAAGAGCAGGAACCACUAUUAACAGUCUUGGUGAGGUGGGUGACUCUCCAGGAUGGGAGACAAGCCAAUUUGGGAGCAGAUUGGAUCCAGCUUUAUUCAGCAUUACUACCAGUUAUUUGAUAACGACAGAACUCAACUAGGCGCAAUUUACAUUGAUGCAUCAUGCCUUACGUGGGAAGGACAGCAGUUCCAGGGGAAAGCUGCCAUUGUGGAGAAGUUGUCUAGCCUUCCGUUCCAGAAAAUCCAGCAUAGUAUCACGGCACAGGACCAUCAGCCUACACCAGAUAGCUGUAUCAUCAGCAUGGUUGUCGGCCAGCUCAAGGCCGAUGAAGAUCCCAUUAUGGGUUUCCACCAGAUGUUUCUAUUGAAGAACAUCAACGAUGCUUGGGUUUGCACCAAUGACAUGUUCAGGCUUGCCCUGCACAACUUCGGCUGACCUCUCCUGGCCAGACACUCAUGCUGUUUCCUCCUCCCUCCUCUUCCCAAUACUAUCUCACUCCUCCAGAUGCUCCAAAUAUCAUACACAAUCGAGCAGGGCCGCGGUGGGAGUGGUGCAGUGCGCGUCUGUCUCCACGGUGUUGUGCAUGAUGUUUGGAUGCUAGACUAGUUGCAUCUGACAGGAGAAGUUUGUGUUGUACCAGCGCAUGCCUUGGAAAGACUUAAGUAAUGCAAAAGAUUGUCGGUUUUUGGUUUCGUUUUAUUUUGUUUUUUAAUCUACUGACAAGUUGCUCUAGUAACCCAAAGAAGUGAAGGAGAAAGCAGCUGCCUCACCGCCCAGAUAUUGAUUUGUUCAGAUGUUUCAAUGCCUCAUGAUACAAUAAAACCACAAAUGUUUUCUUAACAGUUUAAAUUGUUUUAAUUAGUUAACUAGUUGUCUGGGCAUCAACAAUUCUGGCCAAUUGUCUCUCAUGUCCCCUUCCCAUCUCUGCCUCACCUUAACAUUACCUGCUGCAAGGAGCAAAUUGGCUGAAGUUAGCAUCCCAACUAAGUUUCUCUCAAGCUUGCUAGGGGCAGAGUUCUCUCCACCCCACUUGGUCUUUGGGAAGCAGGAAGAGCUGGAAGCAGAUCUGGCCUGAAGCUUGUCCUGUACUGAAGGCUCUUCAGUCGGUUCUGCCUGACACCUCCUGUGGCCUCUGCUCUGAGUGGGUUCAGGUCUAGUAGCAGGGUAGAUGAUUCUCCUGUAACAGCUAGAAAGGCCUUGAUAAAUAUGGUUUCCCAUGUUUAGACUGUGGGUUGAAGUACCAGAUGGGGGUACCUGCUUUAUUCCCCAAAGGGUCAGGAUCACAUUCAGAGUGCCCACAUUGCCUAAGCAAAGCAAGAGAUGCUGUACCACCUGCUUGGGAUAUCAGCCAGGCCCCAUUGAGUUGGAGUAUAAAUUACACAAUAUGGAAGAAAUCUGUGAAGGAGUCAUGCUCUAGUUCUCCUGCAGGGCAUUUAUACACCAUCUUACCUUCCACACACCCCCAUGCGCUCUUCAAAUCCCAGGAAGUCUUAACUAUUAGGGCAGUUUCCGCCCUACUCCUUAGUUUGGGCACAUGUCUUGCCCAGUACAAAUCUAGCUUUUCAUCCUUGAGACCUCUGGAUAUUAUAAAGCUGGUAUCAAAAUAGCAACUGCAGGCUAGAACCAGGUCUAGGAUUGGUCGGGCACACCUGAAAGCCCCCCGCUCCAUCCUGAACUGUGGGGGGAGUGAAUUUUUUCAUGCUCCAUGGGUUGCUUGGUUACACCAGCAUAGUCCUGGACAGCACACAGGAGGUAUCGGUGGGACUGAUCUCUGAGCUGCUGUGUAUUGGGGGAAGUAGGGGUGGGGGAGAGGUAGAUACCACGGCCUCUUAAUCCACCCUGUAUAAAAUCUGCAAUACAGCUUCUUCCAUGUACCUGUGCCUGAAAUGUCUGCAAUAAAGAGGUGUUUGUAAA
Messenger RNA from Peromyscus leucopus (white-footed mouse), 2005 nucleotides. It is a transcript of the gene Nutf2, whose product is annotated as nuclear transport factor 2. Gene Ontology annotation, biological process: protein import into nucleus. Gene Ontology annotation, cellular component: nuclear pore central transport channel. The transcript has 5 exons. Lineage: Eukaryota; Metazoa; Chordata; Mammalia; Rodentia; Cricetidae. The record is from RefSeq and is a predicted model, not a curated record. Bases 143 to 526 code for a protein of 127 amino acids.